GUGGGAUCACACCAUGGCCUGGGUCCCUCUCCUCCUCGCGGUGCUCGCCAACACCUCAGGUUCCCUGGUCCAGGCAGCGCUGACUCAGUCACCUCCGAUGUCGGUCAAAGUGGGAGACACCGUCAAGAUCACCUGCUCUGGGAGUAGCAGCAGCUGGGGUUAUGCUGUGACACUACCUGGCACUGCCCCUGUCACUGUGAUCUAUCGCAACAGCAACAGACCCUCAGACAUCCCUUCACGAUUCUCCGGAUCCGAGUCCGACUCCACGGGCACAUUAACCAUCACUGGGGUCCAAACCGAGGACGAGGCUGUCUAUUUCUGUGGUGGCACAGACAGCAGCAGUGGCAGCAGCUAUGGCAGCAUCGCUGACUCAGCCGUCCUUAUUGUCUCACAGCGUGGAGAAACUGUCAAGAUCACCUGCUCUGGGGGUAGCAUCAACUAUUAUGGCUGGUACCAGCAGAAGGUCCCUGACAGUGGCCCUGUCACUGUGAUCUACAACAACAACCAGAGACCCUCAGGGUCUGAAUUGCAUGAAAAAGCCAUGACCCAGGAAGGUGGGGGCUUAAAAGCUAGAGAGAGUCCAUGGCACAGCCCUGUCAUUUUGGGGAGGCAGAGAUGGAGAGAUGGAAGCAUGGCCUUGGCCCUUCUCCUCCUUGCAGUGCUUGCCCACAGCUCAGGUUCCCUGAUCCAGGCAGCAUCGCUGACUCAGCCGUCCUUAUUGUCACAGAGUGAAGAAACUGUCAAGAUCACCUGUUCUGGGGGUAGCAACAACUAUUAUGGCUGGUACCAGCAGAAGGUCCCUGGCAGUGCCCCUGUCACUGUGAUCUACGCUAAUAGCUACAGACCCUCGAACAUCCCUUCGCGAUUCUCCGGAUCCCAGUCCGGCUCCACGGCCACAUUAACCAUCACUGGGGUCCAAGCCGAGGACGAGGCUGUCUAUUUCUGUGGUAGCUGGGACAGCAGCAGUGGUGGCUACGGUGUGUGGUGCCAACAGUUCCCUGGUCCAGGCAGCAUCACUGAGUCAGCCAUCCUCAGCCUCAGCCAACCUGGGGAGACACUGUCAGGAUCAGCUGCUCUGGAAGUAGCAGCAACUAUGGCUGGUUCCCUGGUCCAGGCAGCACUGACUCAGUCGCCUCCGAUGUCAGCCAAAGUGGGAGACACCGUCAAGAUCACCUGCUCUGGUUCCCUGGUCCUGGCAGCGUUGUAUAAUCUCUCCUUGGUGUCAGCCAUCCUGAGACAAACCAUUGAGAUCAACUGCUCCCGAGCAAAGAUCAAGGUGGGAGAUGCUGUGAAGAUCACCUGCUCUGGGGGUAGCAGCAACUGGUAUGGUUGGUACCAGCAGAAGGUCCCUGGCAGUGGCCCUGUCACUGUGAUCUGGGAUAACACCAACAGACCCUCGAACAUCCCUUCGCGAUUCUCCGGAUCCAUAUCCGGCAACACGGGCACAUUAACCAUCACUGGGGUCCAAGCCGAGGACGAGGCUGUCUAUCUCUGUGGUGGGAGUCAGGGUCCGCGGCACAGCCCCAUCAUUGCAGGGACGUGGAGCUGGUGGGAUCACACCAUGGCCUGGGUCCCUCUCCUCCUCGUGGUGCUCGCCCACACCUCAGGUUCCCUGGUCCAGGCAGCGCUGACUCAGUCACCUCCCAUGUCGGUCAAAGUGGGAGACACCGUCAAGAUCACCUGCUCUGGGAGUAGCUACAGCUAUGGCUGGUACCAGCAGAAGGUCCCUGGCAGUGCCCCUGUCACUGUGAUCUAUGUUAAUAGCAACAGACCCUCGAACAUCCCUUCGCGAUUCUCCGGAUCCAAGUCCGGCUCCACGGGCACAUUAACCAUCACUGGGGUCCAAGCCGAGGACGAGGCUGUCUAUUUCUGUGGUAGCUACGACAGCAGCAGUAGUGCUGGUAUAUUUGGGGCCGGGACCAUGUUGACCGUCAAAGGCGAUGGCCACGUCGACACCGCUCCCACCAUCCACCUCUUCCCGCCGCCCUCCGAGCAGAUCUUGAAGGAGAACAAAGCCAUUCUGGUGUGCCUAAUUGAGGACUUCUACCCCAGCUCUGUGGAAGUGGAAUGGGUGGCUGAUGGCACCACCAUCACAAACAACGUGCAGACCAGUCAGUCCGUGCAGCAGAACGACAGCAAGUACAUGGCCAGCAGCUACCUGACACUGGAUGCCAGCCAGUGGCAAAGUUACAACUCAGUCUCCUGCAAGGUCAAGCACGAGGCUGGCAAUGUGGAGAAGACAGUGAACAGAUCCGAGUGCCCCUAAGCCCACUGGGACCUCCUCGCACCCACCGGCCCUUUGCUGGCUCCCUCCCUCCUCCCCACUUCUGGGGACAGCGGCUCCCCCCAGCCACACACCUCGCUCCCCACAUCCCCCUGUCCCCUGCACCUAUUUCCCCACUACAAGUGUCAGACAAAUAAAAACCGACACUGAACUAGUGCUGGCUCAGCA
Molecule: messenger RNA, 2452 nt
Organism: Pipra filicauda (Wire-tailed manakin)
Lineage: Eukaryota; Metazoa; Chordata; Aves; Passeriformes; Pipridae
Biological process (GO): immunoglobulin production; immune response
Source: RefSeq, a predicted model, not a curated record